UCCUUAUAUAAACGUUUCAAUCCCACUUCAACAUACUCACAAAACAACCGCUUCCUUGUAUCUAUUUCUUACUCUUUGUGUUUUCAUUACCACAAAAUGAGCUGCAUUCAGAGUUGGCCUGAACCUGUUGUUAGAGUCCAAUCUUUAUCUGAAAGUGGCAUAACUUCAAUUCCAGAGAAAUACAUCAAACCCAUCCUUCACAGGCCUAUAGUGAACACUACAGAGUUUGAUCCUUAUGUCAACAUUCCCGUCAUUGAUCUCCAAAACAUAUUCAGUGACGACCAAACCCUCCGUAACGACACUCUAAGUCGCAUCUCAAGCGCAUGUCGUGACUGGGGUUUCUUUCAAAUUGUUAACCAUGGAGUUAGCCAUGAGCUUAUGAAAAACAUGCGAGAGGUGUGGCGUGAAUUCUUCAAACUCCCGCUUGAGAUUAAGCAAGAAUACGCCAACUCGCCUGAUACUUAUGAGGGUUAUGGGAGUCGUUUGGGAGUUGAAAAAGGAGCUAAACUUGAUUGGAGUGAUUAUUUCUUUCUUAAUUUUAUGCCUAUGAACCUCAGAAACCCCAGCAAUUGGCCUAAGCUGCCAACUUCCUGCAGGGAAUUCGUAGCUGAAUAUGGAGAUGAAGUGGUAAAAUUAUGUGGAAUACUAAUGAAGGUUCUAUCUGUAAAUCUUGGACUGGAAGGAGAUGAACUUCAAAAUGCAUUUGGUGGAGAGGAAAUUGGUGGAUGUUUAAGGGUCAACUUUUACCCAAAAUGUCCACAGCCGGACCUUACUCUUGGUCUCUCUCCACACUCAGACCCCGGUGGCAUGACCCUUCUCUUGCCUGAUGAAAACGUUGCAGGACUUCAAGUCCGAAAAGACGAUAACUGGAUCACAGUUAAGCCCGUUUCUAAUGCCUUCAUUGUCAACAUUGGAGAUCAAAUUCAGGUGCUUAGCAAUGCAAUUUACAAGAGCGUGGAGCACCGAGUGAUUGUGAAUUCAGGGAAAGAACGUGUGUCAUUGGCUUUCUUCUAUAAUCCAAAGAGUGAUAAAUUGAUUCAACCGAUGAAGGAGUUGGUGACAGAAAACCGACCACCCUUUUAUCAAGCGAUGACUUUUAAUGAAUAUAGACUUUAUAUACGGACGAAAGGUCCAUGUGGCAAGGCACAAGUUGAUUCCUUAAAAUCCAACAGAUGAUCAUAAUCAUCAUCAACUUAUAUAUAUAUAUAUACACACCUCAAAAAAGUUAGUAACCAUCAUGAAAUUAUUGUGAGUUUACAUUGAAAACUUGAGGAAAUGAUGAGCACAUGAAUCCCAUAUCAUGUAACUUUCAUUUCCCUUUUGCUUUUGGUUUACAUGCUCAUCUUGUUCCACUUGAGAGGAAAUUAAAUAAAUAUUGAAUUUCAGUAAUAAUAUUUUGUAUGGUGAAGCUUGUUCCAUAUAUAAACGAGAAGUUUGUUCAA
This is a messenger RNA of Mangifera indica (mango), 1442 nucleotides long. Its product is annotated as jasmonate-induced oxygenase 2-like. NCBI's taxonomy places the organism in Eukaryota, Viridiplantae, Streptophyta, Magnoliopsida, Sapindales, Anacardiaceae. The record is from RefSeq and is a predicted model, not a curated record. Bases 97 to 1176 code for a protein of 359 amino acids. The transcript is spliced from 3 exons.